This is a messenger RNA of Thamnophis sirtalis, 7401 nucleotides long. It is a transcript of the gene BCL2L11, whose product is annotated as BCL2 like 11. NCBI's taxonomy places the organism in Eukaryota, Metazoa, Chordata, Lepidosauria, Squamata, Natricidae. The record is from RefSeq and is a predicted model, not a curated record. Gene Ontology annotation, biological process: meiosis I.
UUGUUGGGUUUUCGGUGGGAAGCGACCUGUCUCUCGCGGCCCCGACCGCAGCUCUCCCUCCGGUGUCGUUCAGCAGCGAGGGAGGGGCUUUCCCGAGGCGAAUGGGGUGACUUGAUCGUGGAUUUCUUUCCAAGUCUCGGCGCGGGGCUAUUUCCCCCGCACCCCCCACUCGCCCCUUCCCUAACCAUCACCUUUUUUGUCCCUUGCUUGCGAUGGUUCCCCAACUUGGUGGUGGAUGCUUGGCUUGCGCCGGCCUUUUCUACAACCUGUUGUUGUUGUUGCUUGCGUGAGCGCCGAGUCCAAUCGCGGGACACGGGCGUUUGAACGAAAGUAAACAAAAAGGGUUGGGGAAAAAGAAAGACCAAAUGGCAAAACAACCUUCUGAUUUAAAUUCUGAAUGUGAGAGAGAAGGUGAACAAUUGCAGCCUGCUGAAAGGCCAGCUCAGCCUCAUCACCUUCGGCCUGGGGCCCCUACCUCCUUACAAACUGAAUAUCAAGGUAAUCAUUUGGGUGAACGGGACAGUUCAUCACCCGGUAGCCCUCAGGGACCACUGGCACCACCCUCCAGUCCCAGUCCAUUUGCUACCAGAUCCCCGUUGUUCAUGUUUGUAAGAAGAUCCCCACUGCUGUCCAGAUCCUCCAGUGGGUAUUUCUCUUUUGACAUCGACAGGAGUCCUGCACCUAUGAAUUGUGACAAAGCAACACAGACUCCAAGUCCUCCGUGUCAAGCUAUCAAUCAUUAUCUAAGCGCAAUGGGUAAGCAAGAGCAUGCUUCCAGAUGGCAGUCACGGCCAAUACCUGAGGAUAUGCAGCCAGAAAUAUGGAUUGCACAGGAAUUACGGCGCAUUGGAGAUGAAUUUAAUGCUUCCUACUGUCCAAGAAGGGUAACUUUCAACAUUUUUAUGCUUCUAAAUUUUUUUGCUUAUUCCAGUGACGUAGCUCUACUUAAACAAAGGAAGGGGAAAGCAAAUGUUAUGGUUUAUUGGAUUACCAGGGAGUAAAUCAUCAGAUCAUAAUUUUGCGCCUUUUGCAUUACAUCGUCCGCUUCAUAUGGAGAAUGCAGUGACUAGUGCUUCAAGAGGCCAUGACGAUUGUUUACUUGGUUCUAGCAACAAAGCCCACGAACAAUCUCUCUGGAUGCAGCUAAUAGCCAUUCCUGACUUUGGGACAUCCAGCAAAUUAAAGGAGCAAGAGGACUCCAUAUUAGAGAAUUAACAAAUUGUGAUGGACUUUUGGAAAUGGGUCAACAUUUUUAGAAACAAUAGAGCUGACACCAUUUUUUGUUGAUGAAACUUUUUUAAAAAAAAAACUGCUAUAUAAAGCUUUUAAGAAAAGUAAUUGAAUCAUGUAUUCACAUUAGGAAAUAUGUAGGCUGCUCCUCUACCUUACAACGGAAUUGACUGAGCCAGCUACUUUUGUAAAGCUGCCUUAGUUUUUAUAUUAAAGACAUAUUGUACAGCUUUUUAAAGAACAAAUCUUCCCAAGUAGUGAGAGGCCAGACUUUGGUAUUAGGUCCUCCAUUCAUUCCAGAUGACUUCCACGCAGAAGAGCUCAUGAUCAUUAAAUGAAGUUGGUGGAGACAAGAUGGAAAGAUUGGAAUUGAUACUUCCGGUUAUUCCUCCCUAAAUUUCUGCCAUAAAAGUCAGCUGCCUUUGUGCGUCUACAACAGAAGGAAUUUACAUAGAACAUGUACCUGUCUGCUGUGCAAGAACCAGAUUGGAUCUUUCUUUGUGUAGAGCUUCUGCCUCUUGCAGUCCAGAGGAAGAAAUAUUGAAGUUGCUUUGAAAGUUGAAAUUAAACUGUGAAAGUUUAAAUGGUCCAAAUAAUUACACCAGGUUGCCUUUUAUAAUUUUCUUCCUAUGUUAUUUGUAUAUAUUCUAUAGCAUAAACUGAUGUGGGGAGGGAGGGGGGCAAUGUAGCAAUAAGUUUUUGCAUGUGGGUGAAAGCAGUUCCUACACCUGUGCAAUAUUGCCCCACGUUUUUAGAACAGGGUCCUACUGCAUGAUUUCUGGCACUGUUUUGAUCCUCAUUAUGGUAUUUUACUGUUGUUUAAAUCCAGUUUGGGUGUCUGUAGUUUUUUUUAGACAAGCACUCUGGAUUUAGUUAUUGCUGCAUUUAUUCUUAAAAUAAAUUAUCUGGAGGGAUGAGUUAGUAACCAUAAUGUGGAAUGUACAAGGACUACUGACUCAAUGGGUGGAUUUGGGGUCGAUAGCAGCACAGUAUUCAAAUUGAUUCUGAGGGUAAAAAUUUCAAGAGAGAUGGAAACAAGUUUUUUUUCUUUAGUUUUAACAGGAGAAUUUCUGAAACCUUCUCCCCACCCUCCACCCCCAAGUGCAGCCUCCAUAGCCUCAUGUGAGAAAGUAGCUGCUUUUACCUACUAUGUUGGUGAGGACUACUUACAGUUUACUUAGAAGAAGAAAAAAUCUUGAACUGAGGGUAAUUAAUUCCAAAAAGCUGAAUUGUGCAACCUAAAUAAUCAAAGCGAAUUGUUUCUCUGAGCCAGAGAUAGUAGUAAAAAUAAUGAUUCCCUAACUGUAGACUGAAGGUCUGUCAUAUGCCAUGGGAGAGACUGUGUGUCUGCAAAAAGACUUGCCAUAUUUGAUGUCACUUCGUCCCCUUUGUGUGCCUAGAGAUGGAAACAAAUACCCUUCUCAGGAUAAGGGUUCUCUCAUAAAGUUCCUGGUUUGGGUUCUCUUGCAUUUGCCAGGUACAGAAGCCUUCAUGAACAUAGGAAGCUGCCUCAUUUUGAAUCAGAGUACUGGUCUGUUUAGGUUAGUGGUUAUUGGCAGGGUCUUUGCCAGCCCUUCUCAGAGAUGUACAACACAGACACACACACACACACACACACACACACACACACACACACACCACACACACACACACACGCUGUGUAUGCUGGACUACUUACUGAUUUACCAUUCUGUCUCAAAGCCUGAGCAUGAUGGCAGCAGGUCCAGUUCACUGUGGCAUUUUCUCUAGUUGAAAGGAAGAUACCUCUUUGUUACUUUAGGCACUGAUUGGAAACCUAAGUAUUUAUGAACUGGACCCAGUAAAGACAACACACUCAGUGCUCCAGAGAGCAACCCUUGAAAUAAUUUAAAAGUUUAAACAGACCAUUAAGGGGCCUAAUGAAAAUCUUUAGCUUUGCUUGCCUUUAAUGUUUAUGGGAGAGAUGAUCAAACAAUUCUAGUUUUUUUUAAUUGGAGGGAAGUCAGUUGCUUCCAAAAGGAUUAAAAUUUUGCUUUAAAAUGAGAAAGUUCAGAAUAUUGAACUUAUAAAAUUAGUAAAUUAUGACAUGCACAUUAAGCUUAAUCUUGAAUGAAAAUGAAUCAAAAUAUAGCAAGUAAAUUUCUAAUGUACAAUGGUGGUUAGCAGAUGUGCAUGCCUGACUUGUUUUAAAAAGGCUUUUGCUUCUGAGAAAUCUUUUGUGACUCAUCAUAGUUUAUUAAAUAUAAAAUGUUUAAAAUGUUAUAGGUUAUAGUAAAAUGUAAAAUAAUAGAUAUAGCUUGGGAAAACUCAAAACUGAAAGCAACAGUGAUUUAAUAAAAAUUAAAUGAGCAGUAAAGUUGUGCUGCACCACAUUAUGGUCAGGUAAUUCAUAUGUCAUUUUUAAUUGGCCAUGUGAGGCAACUGAAAGUGAGUAUAACAGAUUGUGUCCCUUUUUCUCUUUGCCAUAUAAUUUUAUCUGGUCCUUGAUUAGCUAUAUAGACUGGUACAGACUAUAAACAUGAUUCCAAAUACUGUGCCCCUUCUGGUUUCACCAGCACCACUGAAAAUGUGUAACUAACCUUCAAAAAGUUGCAGGCUUUGACUUCUCUUGAAGCCAUCUAAAAUGCAUUUGUAGAAUCUAGACUAUGAUUCUCUGUAUUAUCAACACCACUUCUGUGUGAUUUCUCUGUAUUGUUCCAUAAAUGUUCAAUUCUUAUGCCUGUCCGUAAUAUGUGGAAUGUUAGUCCACCUAGUGGAGAUUCACCUAUUCCCUGUAUGUAUUAUUUUAACCCAUUGUUUCAGAGAUCUAGUGAAUUUUAAAACACACACCAAGAACUCCCAACAAGCAAAAUGUUUCACAUGCUGGUGAAAGUUGUCCACAGAACUGCCUGGUAGUGGAGACUUAAAGACCGAAAGCAGUGAAAGUGCUAACCAUCUUUUGGAAAUGAGGAUGUUAAGAGUGUAUUAUGUUAAAGUUCCUUACCCAUCUCAACAGGCAAAUGUCUUACUAAAAUGACAGGGUUGAUUAGCUGGUGCUGUGUGCAUUGCUCUCACUUUUAAGAACAAUCUCAACAACUUUGUGCCAUCUUCUUUAGUCCCAUCUUUUAUAGUGCUGUGCAGCACUUCAGAUUCAAUUUCAAAAAAUGCUUGAGAAUGCACAGGGGAGAGGAAUAUUGCCCUUGACUGCAACUCCUUAAAGCAGCUGUUGCCUGUAUCAUGUGACAGGUGUGAGAUUUAUUGAAAAAGAUGCAGAUGCCUUCAGAAGUGCUAAGGUGCAUUCUCCCAUGUGUUCUGUAGCACAUUUUUAGGAAGAAAGCCAUGUUAGUCUAUGGUAACGAAAACUCGGAAGAGCUCCAGUAGAAACAUCUGAAUAUCACGUUAUUAAAAGACAUUGACUUUCGUGAGCUGCAGUUACUUAAUCUGAUGCAUCAGUGACUAGAUUGAUACAGGAUUUAAAUUAGAGUGAGGUGGUGAGAAGAGAGGGGAAAAAACAGGUUAUGCUGAAACUCUCUUAUCUCAUAGGUAACCUGUGCACCUGAUGAAGUGACCUGUAACUCAGAAGAUUAGGACUUUUAAUAUAAUGUGUUAGCCAGAAAAGGUGCUAUUGGAGGCCUUCUGAUUUUUUGAAGCACCAUUUGGAAUUGUAUUUGAAGCACUGCUGACAUCCAGCUAUAGGCACACAUGGUGUUGCUUUACAUGCUUCGCUUUUGCUGAAUCAAGCAUUUCUUUGGUAACUCUACAGGAGGGAGAUUCCUUGUUUGAUAAUGUUGGUCCAUAACUUUCCUAAUUUGAUUUGUUAUUUUAAUUUCAAAAUAGAAAUGACAAUGCUGUUAAUAGGAAUUUGAUCUGUAUAUUUGCAUGUUGCUUGCAAAAUCUGCUUUAUUGGAAGAGGAAAGGAAAUGGAUUUAACAGCUAGCAUUAUGCUGCUCAGAUUGAUACUGUGCAAAAUGCCAGAAAUUCUUUCUGUUCCAAUUACAGUGAUGCUGAUAUACAACAUUAGACACUUUUUGAUUAAGAGUUUGCUAUUAUUCAGUGUGUCAUAAGAUCCUGUAUUUGAAUUUGACCAUAUUUUAAAUGGAAAUAAUUACCAGAAGUAUCUUUUAGCACAAAACUGGCUUAUGUUGGUUCCCAACAUGGACCCAGGAUAAUGUGCCUAGACUUCAUCUUUCUUUACUCACCAAAGCAUGAAUGAAACUUUGCUCCUGCUUCUGUUCCUGGAGCACUCCAGUGUUAAAAUUAAAUCCUUCUGUAGACUGGGAACUUGGGAGUUCCAUGCAUGCACCUUAUGUUGGAAGACUCCUUUGUUCCUUACAUGGAUUGGAGCAAAUGCUGCUCCUUAGGAUACCCUAAUUUGAGCAGUGGCUUUCUCUUAGGGAUGAGUAUGUGGAAAUAAGGAGCUGCUAUACAAAGGGGGGCUUUGAAAAGCCCAGUGCAUGAGCAGUGGCGUCUGUGCUGCCUUUUUGCAUCCCUUGUCCUCCCCUCUCCCCCCAAUUUCUUUAAAGGCUUGGCUGGCCCAGUGCCUUGAGAUGUGUACACAUCCAUAUGUGUUAACUGAUAGCAUGGACGCGCAAUGAGCUUGCUGCCAUGGCUUUAGGCGAGCAUUAUAAGCCGAAUACAUAUUUUAAAAAUUCUGUGAAUUAUAACAUAAACAGUAAAUGACACGAUAUUGGCACUGUGUGGCCCAAACCCAAGCUUUCUUUUUUCCGCAGACAUUUAUCUAUAUAGAUACCUAUAUCUAAAAACUAAAUCAAAUAAUACCCAUUUGGUUUUCCAGUUCACUGCAGGUUUUGUGCCUUGACAACCCCACUGUGAACUUAGUAAGACUUGUGGGUUUUUAAAAUCUUGAUGUAAUUUAACAUAUAUAACCUUUUUGUCUAUUAGAGGAUUUAAAAAAUAAAAUAAAAUCCCCUUUUAAAUAGUCCUGCCAAAACAUUUUUAUGAAGAAUUUCCUUUGGUUGUGGAGAAACCAGAUAUAAAUUUCUUCCCAGAGAAUUACUAAGACUUUCAAUGCUUUUAUUUUAUUUCAAUGAUUGUAAAUAUUUGAAUAUUUAUUAGAUUAGAGCAGUUCUUCUCAUCUGAGCCAAAUGUUACCUGUGUGCAAUGUUUCCUCUUUUCUUACUAUUUCAUGUAAGAUUUUUUUUGUAUAGCAGCAGAAAUUUCUCUAAACUUCUUUUUGUAAAAUUGAACUUGUUAAAUACUGUAGGUUCCCCUUUUCUUUGUAAUUAAUGCACUCUACUGUUUCAUAAUGCUGUAACUUGUAGAAAUGUUGUAUAUUUAUUUUCUGCUUAUUUAAGUUCUUGUAAAGUCUUUUUUUUCUUUAAAAUUUACUUAGCAUAUAUGAAAAUAGUGAUUGAUCAGUUUAGAGCACUGUCUACUAGUUUGAGAUACUUGGCGCUAUUUUAGAUAUUAACCCCCUUAUUUUCUCUCAUUGCUCUUGCUUCCUUCUCUGUCUUGUUACAGCGUUUAAGUAUAAAGUGCAAGCAGAGAGUACAAUUCCAUUGUGUCAUUAGGAAAGCCCCAUACUCAAGGUUUGAAACAUUUGUAUACGUUCUUGUGGGGACUGAUGGUAGUUUUCAAAGAAUUUUUACUAAAGCAGCAAGCAGUGAAUUAGCCUUCAAAAAUGAUAGACAUGAUCCAAGGACUUGCAUGGGCACGUUGUGUUCAGUCAGAAUUCAGAUGACCCCAGCAACUUGCCACAAAAAUCAAUGUUUCUGGAAAAUUCAUGAAAUAUCAGAUGACAACCUUGUUGGUGCUUCCUGUUUCUUUCUUGAAUUGUGCUAAUAUUAAGGGCUGUUAAUACUGCAUCCCUUGACCUCAGUUUAUGUAGCACAGGAUAUGGCUGUUACCUCAUGAUCAAGAAGUACCUACAAUUUAUUCAAGAACUUAAAUUUUGAGUAGAGUGAAAUUUUGCACCACUAGUUAUUGUAUGACAGACCUCGUCAUCAGGUACAAACAUCAACGUAGCACUGAUCUUGUACUGAUUAAUCACUAAUUUGUUUAAUAGAACCCAGCAUAUGUAGCAUUUUUAUUGCAGUUUCCCUGGCUUACUUGUGUUUUGCACUGAUGAAAAUUUGACAGGGUAAUUGCCACUUUACUUGUGCAAUACUGCUGUAAAUAACUGCAGAUCUUUUUUUAAGAUGCAAUCCUUUAUGUUCUUAAUAAUUUUAUAUGAAUAAAACUUUUCAACUACUA